CCCAGGCCAGACGAGAAAGAGAGAGCCCGAUAGCGCGUCGCGGUCGUCUAAUCGAAUCGAGGUCUCGUCCCGUGCGCUCCCUUCUCGCUCUCGCUGCCUCUCGGCGACUGCAUCGGCGGCGGCGGCGGCGAUGGCGCACCGGCUGCUGCGGGACGCGCAGGCCGACGGCUGGGAGCGGUCGGACUUCCCCAUCAUCUGCGAGUCGUGCCUCGGCGACAACCCCUACGUCCGCAUGCUCAGAGCAGAAUAUGACAAGGAAUGCAAGAUCUGUGCGCGUCCUUUUACUGUCUUCCGUUGGAGACCUGGUCGGGAUGCAAGGUACAAGAAGACAGAGAUCUGCCAGACGUGCUGCAAGUUGAAAAACGUCUGCCAGGUCUGCCUUCUGGACCUUGAAUAUGGUCUGCCAGUUCAGGUUCGCGAUACGGCACUCGCGAUCAAUUCGAAUGAUGCAAUUCCAAGGAGUGAUGUCAACCGUGAGUACUUUGCAGAAGAGCAUGAUCGUAAGGCUGCAGCUGGCAUAGAUUAUGACUCUUCAUAUGGAAAGGCCCGUCCAAAUGAUACCAUUCUGAAGCUUCAGAGGACUUCACCAUAUUACAAGAGGAACCGAGCUCAUGUUUGCAGUUUCUAUGUGCGGGGUGAAUGUACAAGAGGUGCUGAGUGCCCAUAUCGCCACGAGAUGCCUGAGACAGGGGAGUUAUCCCAGCAGAACAUCAAAGAUCGCUACUAUGGAGUUAAUGACCCAGUGGCUCUCAAGCUUUUGGGUAAGGCAGGUGAGAUGCCAUCUCUGCAGCCACCAGAUGAUGAGACUAUAAGGACCCUCUACAUUGGUGGACUUGAUAACCGAGUCAGUGAGCAGGAUUUGAGGGAUCAGUUUUAUGCACAUGGUGAGAUCGAAUCCAUCAGGAUGGUAAUCCAGCGUGCUUGUGCAUUUGUGACAUACACAACAAGAGAAGGUGCUGAGAGAGCUGCAGAGGAGCUUGCUAACAAGCUAGUCAUCAAGGGUGUGCGCCUGAAGCUCAUGUGGGGCAAGCCUCAAGCCCCAAGGCAAGAUGAUGACGAGGCUGGGAGGCAAGGCCAUGUAUCCCAUGGAGGAUUGCUCCCUAGGGCUGUCAUAUCCCAGCAGCAUAGCAGCGACCAGCCUCAGCCACCUGGGAUGGAGGGCCAACAGCAAGUGGCACCACAAGGAUCGGGCUACUUCAACAUCCCACCACCGCCAGCGGUGGAUCAGCGGAUGUACCCUUCAAUGGACCCACAGAGGAUGGGUGCUGUAGUCAGGUCGCAGGAAGGCGAUGGCAGCAAGGCAGGGCCACAGCAUGCCGGGCAAGCUCAGGCGUCAAGCAGCUCAGGACAGGGCUAUCCUAUGCGUCCGCCGCUGCCGCCUUACUACCAGGGUGCUCAGUACCCUCCAUACUACCCACCCCCACCAUAUGGCGGCGGUUACAUGGCCCCGCCUCGCAUGCCGUACCCACCCCAGUAUCCGCCAUACCGGCCAAUGCUGGCGCCCCCAGCACAGCAGCCACAAGGGAGUUCAUCCCAGCAGCCGGUACCAGCGCCGGCAGGGCAGCAGCAGGCUCAAGCACCUCCUGCUCAGCAGCAGCCACCGGCGGCGGCAGCCCAGAACUGAAGAAGCGGAGGAUGUCAGAACAACUGCAGGCGAUUGUAAACCCCUGGCUGGUUUUACCAGCUUUUGUAUUCCCAAAAUUUGUGAUUAGCAGUUAAACCUUUCGGAGUGUUGUUGCUUAUCUGGAUCUAUUAAAACUGACAGCUAUAGUGGGUUUUUAUUGAGCCACUAGAUUUUGUUUU
Molecule: messenger RNA, 1803 nt
Organism: Triticum urartu
Lineage: Eukaryota; Viridiplantae; Streptophyta; Magnoliopsida; Poales; Poaceae
Product: zinc finger CCCH domain-containing protein 40
Cellular component (GO): U2-type catalytic step 1 spliceosome; Prp19 complex; U2-type catalytic step 2 spliceosome
Molecular function (GO): metal ion binding; pre-mRNA binding; U6 snRNA binding
Source: RefSeq, a predicted model, not a curated record